CAGUCCCAUAAAUAUGAACUUGACGGACAAGAACAAAACAGUCACCCCAUAAUGAUGUUCUUCAAAUCCCAGAAUUUCCUCCAUCUCUUGAAAUCAUACUAUUACUCCAUUGAAAUUGCUUCUUCCUCCUCUACUUUAUUCAACCACCAACAAUGGCGGACAAUUACCAAAGUCCGAUUAAAAUGGGUGAAAAACAAAUCCAUCGAUCACAUUAUCGACAAAGAAACCGAUCUUAAAGCUGCCAUGCUUCUCAAAGACGCCAUUAAACGCUCUCCAACUUCAUUCAUCACUGCCAAAACAAUUGCCGAUUGGCAGAAACUUUUGGGCCUUACUGUCCCUGUUCUUCGAUUUCUCCGAAGGUACCCAACUCUUUUUCAUGAAUUCCCUCAUUCUCGUUACCCUAGUUUACCUUGUUUUAAACUUACUGAAUUAGCUUUAACUUUAGACCAGCAAGAACACUCAAUUUAUGAAAAUGAUGAAAAUUCUAUCAUUGAAAGGCUUUGUAAAGUUCUUAUGAUGACGAAAUCUAAGUCUGUACCUUUACAAUCAUUAUAUUGUUUGAAAUGGGAUCUGGGUUUACCUGAUUUUUUUGAAAAAACUUUUGUUUCCAAGUACCCAGAUCAUUUUAGGGUUUCUAAAGGGUGUAAUGGAUUACCCUUUUUGAGUCUUGUGCAAUUAAGGGAUGAAUAUGCUGUUUCUGCUUUACAAAAGAGUGGUGAGAAUAGUGAAUUAGGUAUUGAUUAUUGGCAAUUUAAGAAGGGUCAAACAGCUUUAGCUUUUCCUAUGAAGUUUCCUAAGGGUUAUGGGUAUCAAAAAAAGGUUAGGGCUUGGAUGGAGGAAUUUCAAAAAUUGCCUUAUAUUUCCCCAUAUGAGGACUCUUCUAGGCUUGAUCCUAAGAGUGAGCUAAUGGAGAAACGAAAUGUCGGUGUAUUGCACGAGUUUUUGAGCUUGACUAUCCAUAAGAAGACUAAGAGAAAUUAUAUGAGAAGUUUGAGAGAGGAAUUGAAUCUUCCUCAUAGGUUUACUCGAAUUUUUACUAGAUAUCCAGGGAUUUUUUAUCUGUCUUUGAAGUGUAAGACUACAACUGUUACUCUUAAGGAAGGCUAUCAAAGUGGUAAACUAGUUAAUCCUCAUCCGUUAGCUCGUGUUAGGGAUAAAUUCUACUAUGUAAUGAGAACCGGACUUCUUUAUCGCGGUAAAGGUGUGAAGGUUUUGUCGCCACAAGAUUGCUUGAUUGAUGAUGUUAUUGAGGAUGGAAAUGGAGAUGAGGUCGGUGAUAAUAUGGACGAGGAGGAGCAUGAGAUGGAGGAAUACUGGGAGGAGGAAACUGAAAGUUCAGAUGAAGAUCCGGAAAAGUAGCCGAUUGAACCUCACACAAAUUCUAAGCAUAAAGGUUUGCCAGUAAUGCUGUUCUGCAGCAGGCCGUAGACAGACGGUGCAUAUCCGGCUGCAAAAAUCAGUGUCUUCCUACUUACUAAGACCAAAAAUUUCCUCCUGACAUUGGCUUAUUCCGUACACAAUGCAGCAUGUGUUGUGGUAUUCUGUAUCUGAAGUACCAAGCCUUGAAGGAAUAAGAAUAUAAGAUUAUCGGCUACAUUCAUCCAAUCCAAUGAUGAAUACACGAAUCUCAUAUUAGAGAAAUGAAAUAAGCUUACAAUUGGGUACAUCUGUUAUGUUUGCUUUCUUACCAGAACAAUGAUGUUGUAGAAGAACUCUUCUGAUUUAAAUGUUAAGAAUCCUUGAUGAACACACAAAAUGAGACGCUUAGGCUGUAACGAACUAAGUAGAUUGUAUUCAAUAUAGAUUUUUCGUAAAAAGUUUUAAUGGUAUAAACAAAGUACACUAUGGCCUGAGUUCUAAAACAAAAAUAUUUAACUAAAUUUUUCAUUAUUUACAAAUAUUACUCCAUAGCCUUGAAAAAUUCUAAGAAAAAUUUCCAUACAGUAAUAUUUACAUUUACUAUUCCAACAGAACAGUAAUUUGGAACAAAAUGUUUCAUGUAUCAUGGGGAGUGCUUAUUCAGGCUUACAACCCCAAAAGGCCAUUUCUGCUGAUAAAAAACGCCAGCAUUUAUUAUCACCUAGAAAAUUUAUACAAUAAAGUGACAGUAAUUUUUUCAAUAUCAGAAACUAAUAAAAAAAAAACAGGUCACCAAGCUAAAGAAAAUAGUAGC
This is a messenger RNA of Amaranthus tricolor (Joseph's coat), 2173 nucleotides long. RefSeq names its product protein WHAT'S THIS FACTOR 9, mitochondrial. Gene Ontology annotation, molecular function: RNA binding. The record is from RefSeq and is a predicted model, not a curated record. Bases 52 to 1359 code for a protein of 435 amino acids. The transcript has 3 exons. Lineage: Eukaryota; Viridiplantae; Streptophyta; Magnoliopsida; Caryophyllales; Amaranthaceae.